AUGGAAGCUAAAUUUUUCCGCUUUCUCAAGAUUGUUGGGGUUGGCUACAAGGCGAAAGCAGAAUCUCAAGGCCGUCUCUUAUACCUCAGGCUUGUUUGUAGCCAUGAGGUUGAACUGACCGUUCCACCUGCCGUUCGCGUGUUCUGUUUCAAACCCAAUAUCAUAUGCUGCGCCGGGAUUGACGAGGAGAGGGUACAGCAAUUUGCUGCUUCUGUAAGGAGCUGUAAACCUCCUGAAGUUUAUGAAGGCAAAGGUAUAAUGUACAUUGAUGAAGUUGUAAAAAAGAAGCAGGGGAAGAAAUCAAGGUAA
This is a messenger RNA of Solanum verrucosum, 309 nucleotides long. RefSeq names its product 60S ribosomal protein L6, mitochondrial-like. Gene Ontology annotation, biological process: translation. Bases 1 to 309 code for a protein of 102 amino acids. The record is from RefSeq and is a predicted model, not a curated record. NCBI's taxonomy places the organism in Eukaryota, Viridiplantae, Streptophyta, Magnoliopsida, Solanales, Solanaceae. Gene Ontology annotation, cellular component: ribosome. The transcript has a single exon. Gene Ontology annotation, molecular function: rRNA binding; structural constituent of ribosome.